Drosophila obscura is the source of this 767-nucleotide messenger RNA. RefSeq lists its product as uncharacterized. The record is from RefSeq and is a predicted model, not a curated record. Gene Ontology annotation, biological process: regulation of transcription by RNA polymerase II. The transcript has 3 exons. Lineage: Eukaryota; Metazoa; Arthropoda; Insecta; Diptera; Drosophilidae. The coding region runs from base 39 to 572 and encodes 177 amino acids. Gene Ontology annotation, cellular component: transcription regulator complex; nucleus.
CAUGACACAAAAUCACACACAACACACAGACUUUAAAUAUGGAGGGAAAGGUAUUAAAAAACAAGCGGCUUGCCGAGUUCUCACAGGAGUGCAAAAUACUUUUAAUAAAGUCGGUAGAGAAAAGGCCAGUGAUAUGGGACCUGGACAAUAAAAAACAUUUCGACUCCAUAGCAACCAAAAAUGCUUGGAAUUCUGUGGCUAGAGAAAUAAACAAGGACGUGACUAUUUGCAAAUUGGCUUGGAAAUCUCUGAAGGACAGCUACCGCUACCAUAUAAAGUCGGCAAGCAAGAGCAAGAGUGGUAGUGCAGGAGGGUUCCAAAUGGAGAACCCAGUGGCGAAUGACGGUGUGGAGUUGAUGUUUGCUCCACACAUGUCAUUCUUGCCCGAUAUUUCUGCACAGAGGCGUACGUUUGCCUUCGACUUCUUGCCCAAGGAUGAGAGCAGCUCAGCCGGGCUGGAUGACGCUGCAGUAUGCGGCACCUCGUAUUUGGAGACACAGUGGGACGCGGGCGAGAAGGAUUUAGAGAAGAGCUGGAUGAUCUCAGUAGCUCAACGUAUUCUUAUCAGAUGAAUCCAGCAGUACCAAUAAAUCCAGUUUUGGAAUACUGGGAUUCCAUGCUCAACUCGUUGCCGUUGGAGGAAAAGGCAGAAGUCGAGGAGGAUAUAACACAGUAUUUAAUACGAAAGAAGAGGUCAUUAAGAAAAUCUGCUUAGCAAAUGUAGUAGCUAUAAGCUUUAGUAAAAUGUAUUCUUUAAUAUGAAAUAC